Messenger RNA from Polistes dominula (European paper wasp), 1200 nucleotides. Its product is annotated as very long chain fatty acid elongase 4. Gene Ontology annotation, biological process: fatty acid elongation, saturated fatty acid; sphingolipid biosynthetic process; fatty acid elongation, monounsaturated fatty acid. Lineage: Eukaryota; Metazoa; Arthropoda; Insecta; Hymenoptera; Vespidae. The record is from RefSeq and is a predicted model, not a curated record. Gene Ontology annotation, cellular component: endoplasmic reticulum membrane. Gene Ontology annotation, molecular function: fatty acid elongase activity.
UCGAUAUAAAUCGUUAGAUGUAAAUUAUAAACAAAGAUAAGUUAUUCUUUUUCUUAAUAAUUAUUUUUCUUUAGAACAUCGUAUAAACGAUUGGAUUAUCACUAAAUCAGUAUGGAACAUUUUUGGCAUAAUAGCUGCUUAUUUCUGUAUUAUUUAUAUACUCGGACCUGUAUUUAUGAGAAAAAGGAAACCAUACAAUUUACUCAAAAUAUUGAUAAUUUAUAAUAUUAUACAAAUCAUAGCAAAUAUUUACAUAGUUAUUAUAGUAAGUUAUUGGAAAGUUCUUAUAAAAAAUCGAAUAAAUUUAGUCUAACGCAAUGAUAACAAUGAAAUACUUAUUACAAAUAUUUAUUAUAAAUAUAUAUAUAUGAUUUGUAUAUGUGUUUAUGUAUACUUACAGACCAUACAAAUUGGAUGGUUCUGGAAAUAUAAAUUUGUUUGCGAGCCCAUUGAUUAUUCAACUACUCCGGAAGCCAUGACAGUAAAAUAAUUAUAAUAUAAUAUAGUAAUUAUUAUUAUAAGAUAUAUAAUUAUAAUUAAUGAAAAAAAAAAUAAAAUAUAAAACGCAGGUACUAAAUGGGAUAUGGUAUUAUUUUCUAAUAAAGUUACUUGAUCUCCUUGAUACAAUAUUUUUUGUAUUACGAAAGAAACAAAAUCAAAUUACAAUUUUACACGUUUAUCAUCACGCCGGAAUGGUUUUGCUCGUAUGGAUAUCAUUGAAAUUUGUACAAGGUGGACAGGCAACAUUUCUAGGUUAUAUCAAUGGGAUAGUUCACAUAAUCAUGUACAGUUAUUAUCUAAUAGCGUCGUUGAAGUUGGGUAAAAUAUGGUGGAAAAAAUAUGUCACCCAAUUGCAAAUCUUACAAUUCACCUUAUUAGCAUUGCAACAUACACUGACUAUUUUGACACCAAAUUGUGGUUUUCCCAAAAUAAUAUCGACGUUAUUUUUACCGCACAAUUUCUUAAUGAUGUUACUUUUCAUUAGGUUUUAUAGAAACACUUACUUGAAAAAGAAUAAAAAGUCAACUGAAAUCUAUGCAAAUAACGUAUCGAAUAAAAUCGAUGAAAAUAACGUUGAAUCGUCGAAUGGAAAAAUUAAGACUCGUUAAAAUAAUCGAUUUUUUCAACUUUUCAAAUAAAUUUUCUUGAACAAAUUUUCUCUCUAUGAUAAUAUUUGAGUAAUUAAUUGGGAAAUUUAUA